Messenger RNA from Fundulus heteroclitus (mummichog), 2158 nucleotides. RefSeq names its product spermatogenesis associated 17 (gene spata17). The transcript is spliced from 7 exons. Gene Ontology annotation, cellular component: spindle pole. Bases 44 to 820 code for a protein of 258 amino acids. Lineage: Eukaryota; Metazoa; Chordata; Actinopteri; Cyprinodontiformes; Fundulidae. The record is from RefSeq and is a predicted model, not a curated record. Gene Ontology annotation, molecular function: protein binding. Gene Ontology annotation, biological process: spindle organization; establishment of meiotic spindle localization; mitotic cell cycle.
GUUGUCAAGACAACAGGUAAACUGAACUCUGGUCUGCGUUGCAAUGGCGGACCUGCUCAUAUUGAAACAAGCAGAGGAAUUCAGAAAGGAAUACUUCCACAGAAACAGGCAAGCUGAGGAGAACAGACAGAAGGAAACCCAGGCUGCAAUCCGAAUUCAGAGCUGGUUCCGAGCCUGCAAGGUGCGGGCUUACCUCAGCCAUCUGCAAAAGAAAGCAAUCAUUAUACAGAAGACAUGGCGGGGGUUUGCAGCAAGGGCACGUGUCAGACAAAUGGUGAAGGCGGCAUAUUUUACCGUGAAGAUGAAUUUCUACAACGAGAUGGCGGUCAGGAUUCAGCAAAGAUGGAAAGGAUUCUAUGUCAGGAAGUAUGUCCAUAACUUUUACGCUCGGAAAACCUAUCUGGAGCAAAUUCUCAUAAAGAAUGAGCUUGUGAGGAAAGAGUUGGAUGAGAUCGGGGAAGCCCAGAAAAGAGAGAACGAACAUCUGGAGGCUGUAAAACAGCAGAAAAACAAAAUUCACCAAGCUCAUCAAUUGCACUAUCUCAUCAGCACGAACCAGCUCCCUGGGGUGUUCAACUCGCCUUAUAGACAGACCCCUCAUGAGAUGGAACUGCUGUUGAGGCAGGUCAAGUAUCAGGUCCCGGCAAGCCUGGCCCACAAGGAUACAGGUUAUCCCAGGGGCAUCCGUGACUCAGUAGGAGUUAGUUUCUCUGGGUCUCUUGAAUCUCAAGGGACCAUAUCCACCAGAACUUGGGAUUUAAGGACCAGACUACCUCCAAUUGCCAGCAGAAACACAAGGCAAAAGACUAAAAGACUGUGACAGAUGAGGCAGAUAAUUGAUUAAAAUGAGGUAAGGUGCAAUACUGAAAUUCUAGUGUCAGAGUAAUAGCAAAAUGGAAGACAGUGUGACAGCCGCUUUAAAGCCCAGCUGGAUCAGCGGCACCUCAAAGUACACCUUUGCCUGGACACGGGGAUCACAAGGAUACCAGUCAGCAAAAUCUGUCCUUCAUAUGACUCAAGCAAAAAUCUUAAGCCUAUUUUUUGCACCUCUAACAAGUGAGCCUUUUAGCUGUCACAAUUUUUGUCAAUUGUCAAUUUAAUAUUAAAUAAAACAAUUAAUAUUCAAUCGGAGUAAAUUAAUAAUUAGUGUAUACUUUUUUUUAUUUUUCUAUAACAUUUAGUGCUACUUUUGGAUUGAUAAGUUUUUGUUUAAGUUGGAACCUAGCGGAGUUUAAAGCUUUUUAAUCACUGAAAGAGUGAAUAAAAUACACUACUUCAGCAAUUAUUAAAAACCUUGGCCAAUUUCUAGCCCCUCUCAGAAAUUUGAAUUUAGAAACUUUCUCUGCAUUAAAGCAGGCUUGCAUGUGAAGAUCUAACUUUAGGUAACUGGAAAAAAAUUUAAGGCUGGUUCACAUGGCAGAUAAUUAGCCCGAUUUUGGUCCUGAUCUUCUCAUUCCGAGAAGCGCCGAUUAUUGCCGUGUCUCUUAAGAUAAUCUUAAAAGAAUAUCCUGCCAUGUGUGCUGUGUUAUUUACCUAACUCACUGCCAUUUAUGUCAAAGAAAAUAAAGAAAAGCCUUGUUUCCUCCAGAGGAUUGUGCAAAAUCUUGAGACUUGUGUUUAGGCUUUUGCAUGUGAAUGUUUUCUCAUUGAGAAAAAGCAGUUGGGGCGGGGCUUACAGUUCAAACUAAACUCUUCUCCUCACUCACUUGACCCUUAAAGCUUAAAAAUGUAUUUAUUUCCAUUUGAUAGCCGUGUCAUUGUUUCAUUGUGUUGAGGCAUCUGCUAUGAGACAACCAGCUCUAUAAAGUAUGAUCCCAUCAAGUCAAAUAAAACUUAAAAAUGUAUAUAGAAAACUUUUGAAUUGAACGUGACAUGAGUAUUUCAAGCAUCGUAUAGUAGGAAUAAUAGGUUAUAUCAUCUUGCUAUUGAUAUAGCUACUAUAUUAAUGAGUAAGUGUGGAGAUGUAACAGUCAUUUGAAUUUUUUUCAGGCAAAGGGCUUUGUAUAUUAUCAGGUUACAUGAUGUGAAAAGUAUGAGCUGAAGUAACACUUGCAUUUGUCUGUUUUUUUUAAAGUACUUGAGACAUUAGGAAACACACUAAUACGCAAUUACUCUUAAAUAUGUAGUAUGACUGAGACUAUUAGUUGUGCUAUUAAAG